GGCCCCAAUCUGUGCACGCAGCGAACUGCGCUUGGGCGGCAGGCGGAGAGUUCACACCCUGGGUUCCCGGAGCUUCUAACUGGAAUGGAGGAAGGAGACUUCUUGGGUUCACCCGUGUUGUCUGGGGUGACUGGUGGGCAAGACACGACAGAAACACACACAAACUCUGAACUCCACCCGAAACCCCUUGUGCUCAGGCUCCUGGAGGUGAAGAACGAGCUUGGGAGUGAAGAGGUCAAAGGGGAUGAGGAGGAAGAAAGACAAGAAGAGGACAAUGAGUAUGAAGUGUUCGCUGAGUCCAGUAAACACUCUAAGACUCACAAAUCCCAUGAGGCCUCCACAUCCUCCAAGUCCCGCAAGGGCAGUGAAUCCCUCCAAUCUCGAAAGAGCAGCGAUCCUCCCCAGUCCCGCAGCACCAGCUAUCCUCUCCAAUCCCGCAGCUCCAGCGAUCCUCCCCAGUCCCGCAAGACCAGCGAUCCUCCCCAGUCCCGCAAGACCAGCGAUUCCCUCCAGCCCCACAAGGGCAACGAUUCCCCCCAGUCCCGCAAGGGCAGUGAGCCAUUCCACGCCCGCAAGGGCGGUGAGCCACUCCAGUCACUUCAGGUACACGCAGAUGAAAGAGCCGAUUUGCUUCCCAACGCGGUGAUUACGACCUCCCCAUCUUUGAUGGCCAGAUACAUACCGCACCUCCAGAUGGCUUCAUUGAGCGCAUAUCCUGUUUCCUGUGACUAUGUAAGGAAAUGUUUUUUUUCUAGAAAGAGAAUUGAAGAUCUUUCUAGACCGAAAAAGCAAUGGGGAACUCCGGAUAGAAGGUUGUUUUGGGGAAAUCAAGAUCCUAUUCGCCCUGUUUCUGAGGCUGCUUUAAAAGCUCAGCUGACCAGGAGACUUGAGGACCUCGCUCAGCCCAAGCUGGUCUCCCGACACUAUGUCCCUAACAGGGCUCAGUAUUACUACAGCUGUGGCAGAGAGUCUGUAAUUUGGGAGAUCCCUCCUCCUGCACUGUUUACCCGACCUUCUAAACGGAUCCAGAAGCUGGCAAAACCCAACAGAUUCAAAACACAGUUUCUACUACAUAGGUAGACCCCAGAGGCUGUCCGUUUCUCCGAUCCUUCUCCCCGGAUUCUGCAGCUCUCCGUAGCCAAAGGCACAGAUCCCAGCUAUGUUCCUCCAAAAAGCAUUGAAACUAAGAUUUCCUUCUCUACCUUGAGUGCUGUUGCAAGCCCAAGGAUUGUAGAUCUUGCCCACCCAAGGAUCAAGAUAGAAGGUCUAUGCUAUGAGAGAGUAAAGAGUGAAUUGCCCAUCCGUCCCGUAGCCCCUGCUGCCCUGCUUGCCAAACCUACUGCCCGAACCAUAACUCUAGCAAAGUCCAAACCUGUUCAUGUAGAUUAUCUCCCUGCCCGAGAUGCCCGAUGGCCUGUAUCUUAUGCUGCUGCCCACUCUCAGGUGUCUAGUAGAGUCCAGGAGCUGGCUAAUCCACCCACAAGGGCUUCAGUGCAUAUUGUAUACUACGACCCAGACGUCUUUAAAGUCAAACCUUCUGCUUUGAAAGCACAAUGUUCUCCCAGGGUCAAGGAGCUGGCAGAACCCAUUGUGCGCUAACUUCAGCAAGCUACCAGAGGCUGACAUGGGUAUCCAGAACAUGCAGCUGAUGACUCUGUUCCCUGCCUUGGUGUUUACAUCUUACCAGUCUCCUCCCAAAUGUGAGCCUUCCAGGGAAUACCACCAUGAG
Molecule: messenger RNA, 1729 nt
Organism: Phodopus roborovskii (desert hamster)
Lineage: Eukaryota; Metazoa; Chordata; Mammalia; Rodentia; Cricetidae
Gene: Spmap2l
Product: theg spermatid protein like
Exons: 9
Source: RefSeq, a predicted model, not a curated record